Penicillium alfredii is the source of this 1398-nucleotide messenger RNA. Its product is annotated as putative ZIP family zinc transporter. NCBI's taxonomy places the organism in Eukaryota, Fungi, Ascomycota, Eurotiomycetes, Eurotiales, Aspergillaceae. The transcript is spliced from 3 exons. Gene Ontology annotation, molecular function: zinc ion transmembrane transporter activity. Gene Ontology annotation, cellular component: plasma membrane. Gene Ontology annotation, biological process: zinc ion transmembrane transport. The coding region runs from base 1 to 1398 and encodes 465 amino acids. The record is from RefSeq and is a predicted model, not a curated record.
AUGAACAAGACUCCGUCCUGGCAGAAUGCAGGCGAGAUCUCUUCGGACCUCAAGCGCACCCUUACCACAAUUUCAGGAAUACCCGACUCCCUCCUGAGGGCAGAGCUCCUCCGGCGAGAUGCAACACGAGCCUCUAAUUCAGAUGAAACAGCAUGCGGCUCUCAUCAUCGAGGUGCCUACAACACCUCGAUCCAUGUCGGGGCGGUAUUCCUUAUUCUUGGGCUCAGUACAUUCGCAUGCUCAUUCCCAAUCCUCGCUCGCCGAUUUCCCCGUCUUCCAAUCCCCCGCCGAUUCCUUUUCAUAUCGAGGCAUUUCGGGACGGGAGUCCUGAUUGCAACGGCAUUUGUGCACCUUCUUCCCACGGCAUUCAUGUCUUUGACUGAUCCUUGUCUUCCUCGGUUCUGGAGCCAUUCGUAUCGGGCCAUGGCCGGGUUUGUGGCAAUGGUCUCGGUCUUUGCUGUCGUGAUAGUCGAAAUGUUUUUUGCCAUGAAGGGCGCGGGGCAUGUGCAUGGGACUGAUUACGAUAAUCUCAUUGGCGAGAUUUCCCGUGAUUCUAUGAGUGAGGUUGGGCUUGUGGAAGACACUGAUUACGCUAGGUUGGAAGGUCAGAUUGCAUCAGACCGUCUACCCCUGGAGAGCCUGUCACCACAUGACCCCUCAAAGGCAACGGAUCAUUCUUCUCGCUCGUCCCAUGAAUCCGCUCAGCUUCAUUCGAACGAUUCUCACGUGGACAAAGAUGAUGGUGUUACCGACCUGGAUGGGUUGGAUGCGUAUACCGACGAGACGCCUAUCAACAGGCGUGCAGCUCAUUCCUCCCCACACGAUGCGCGCCCACUUCGGCCACGUCUUGACGAAAGCACUCGGCAUCAGACAAUCUCGGAGUUACCGAUGCAGAAUCCACAACGCCAGCUUCUGCAGUGUCUACUUCUCGAGGCCGGAAUCCUAUUUCACAGCAUUUUCAUUGGCAUGGCACUCAGCGUUGCCACUGGAACAUCAUUUGUUGUUCUUUUGAUCGCAAUCAGUUUUCACCAGACCUUUGAAGGCUUUGCUCUAGGGUCUCGGAUUGCCUCGCUCAUCCCGGAUCUGUUUUCACCAUCCUCGAUGAAACCUUGGUUGAUGUCCUUAGCCUACGGGACGACAACGCCUCUUGGCCAGGCUCUCGGGUUGAUCUUGCACAAUCUCUACGACCCUGCCAGCACGGCGGGCCUGCUUAUGGUCGGUAUUACCAAUGCCAUCAGCAGCGGCCUUCUUCUCUUUGCCGGCCUAGUGGAACUUCUUGCGGAAGACUUCUUAACCGAGUCGAGCUAUGAGACCCUGAAGGGCAGACGACGUGUCGAAGCCUGUGUGUCCGUUGCCUGUGGAGCAUUCCUCAUGGCACUCGUCGGUGCUUUUGCUUAA